AUGCAGUGUGCAAUCUGGCUGGUGGGACUCGCGUGUCAUCUGUCAACGCUUGUGCGGCUCGCCGCGCAGUACCGGUUACAUCCAAAACAAGAAGUCUUCAUCAAGCAGCUGUCAUCGUACGAGAUCACCAACCCACUGCGGGUCAAUGACUUCGGAGAGUCCUUCCCGCACACGUUGCACUACAAGCGCAGACGCAGAAGUUUAAACGAAGCGGUGUCCGUCCCGCGGCACCACUAUCGGAUCGACGCGUUCGGACAACGCUUCCAACUCAACCUGAGCGCGUAUUCGGACUUCAUCGCGCCCGCCUACGCGGUCACACACUUGGGAGCGCCCGGGGAGAGUCACUCGGAGGAGACCGCGGAUAUUCGCCACUGCUUCUUCCGAGGACACGUCAACUCCCGGGAGGAGCAGCCGGCGGUGUUCAGCCUGUGCACCGGCCUGAUUGGCACUUUCACAACACCAGACGGCGAAUACUUCUUGGAGCCUCUCCUGAGCGCCGAGGGGGAAGAAGAAUACGACGACGAGCAUCACAAACCCCAUCUGGUCUAUCGUCACGAGAGGAAGCGCAACAGCUCCAGCGAAAGAGAGCCUUGUUUGACCUCAGACUACAGCGAGAGAAUCGUGUCGUCGGAGGGUCAGAGGAACAUGAGUGACGAGCUGGACACUCUCCAAGCUGCCAUUGAUGUGCAGAAUGCCAAUGCGUCUGACGAAACUAAGCAUCCGCGCAGACGCAAGCGCUUUCUCUCCUACCCACGCUACGUCGAACUGAUGGUGACGGCUGACGCCAAGAUGGCACGUCACCAUGGACGCAAUCUGGAGCAUUACAUCCUAACAAUCAUGUCAGUAGUAGCAGCAGUGUACAAGGACCCCAGCGUGGGAAACCUCAUCAAUAUCAUGAUUGUAAAGCUGAUCGUCAUCCACAAUGAACAGGACGGCCCCACAGUGAGUUUCAAUGCCGCCACCACUCUGCACAACUUCUGCACGUGGCAGCAGAAGCAAAAUGUCAAGGACGACAGCCACCCCUCUCACCAUGACACCGCACUCCUCAUCACCAGGGAGGACAUCUGCCGCGCAAAAGACAAGUGUGACACUCUUGGGCUUGCAGAACUGGGGACCAUGUGCGACCAAUACCGCAGCUGUUCUAUCAGUGAAGAAAACGGAAUCAGCGCCUCCUUCACCAUUGCUCACGAGUUGGGCCAUGUGUUCAACAUGCCCCAUGACGAUAACCCCAAAUGUCGAGAGGCUGGCAUGAAGCACCAGUAUCACGUCAUGGCGCCCACCCUCAACCAUGACACCAACCCCUGGUCAUGGUCCAAGUGCAGUCGCAAGUACAUCACAGAGUUUCUUGACACUGGUUACGGGGAGUGCCUUUUAGAUGAGCCUGUUGGCAGAACGUAUGAGUUGCCUACCCUUCUCCCUGGUCAAAUCUACAAUGCUAACAGACAAUGUGAACUCAUGUUUGGACCCGGUUCCCAAAUUUGCCCUUACAUGAAACAAUGUAAGAGACUAUGGUGUACAAGUGCAGAGGGGGACCACAAAGGAUGCCGUACACAACACAUGCCGCUGGCUGACGGGACUGAAUGCGGGCAUGGAAUGUAUUGCAGACAUGGCAUGUGUAUCAACAAGGAGCUGCACCUGCAACCAGUCCAUGGGGAAUGGGGUGCUUGGGGGCCUUACAGCGCUUGCUCCAGGUCCUGCGGCGGAGGGACGCGGAGCACCACCAGAGACUGCAAUAAGCCAGAGCCUAGAAAUGGUGGUAAGUUCUGCGUAGGACGACGGAUGAAGUUCCGUUCCUGCAACACCGAGCCAUGUCCGCGAGGUCGAAAAGACUUCCGUGAAGAUCAAUGCUCACAGUUCGACGGCAAGCACUUCAACAUCAAUGGUCUACCUCCAACCGUCCGCUGGGUCCCAAAAUACAGCGGCAUACAAUUAAACGAUCGUUGCAAGCUUUUCUGCCGGGUUGCUGGGACAACGGCGUAUUACCAGCUGAAGGACCGCGUCAUUGAUGGCACGCCGUGUGGCCCGGACACCUACGACAUCUGCGUUCAAGGCCUCUGCAGGCAAGCAGGCUGUGAUCACGUCCUGAACUCAAAGGCCAGGAAUGACAAAUGCGGUGUGUGUGGUGGAGACAACUCAUCGUGCAAAACCCAAGCGGGGACAUUCAACGAUGCUCAGUAUGGCUACAACACAGUGGUCCGCAUCCCAGCUGGUGCUACCAACAUUGAUAUUAAGCAGGUCAGCUACUCCGGAAAGCCAGAAGAUGACAACUACCUCGCAUUAUCUGACAGCAAGUCAAACUUCCUGCUGAAUGGGAACUUUGUGGUGGCCGUGUUCAAGAGGGAAAUCACCUUCAAGGGAACGGUCAUCGAGUACAGUGGCUCUAACACCAAAGUGGAGCGUAUCAACUGCACUGAUCGAAUUGAAGAGGAGCUCGUACUACAGGUCUUAUGUGUGGGAAACCUUUACAACCCGGAUGUCCGCUAUUCCUUCAACAUACCCAUCGAGAAGCACAGAGAGCAGUUUGUCUGGGAUCCCUCGGGCCCUUGGCUGGAGUGCAACCGCAUUUGUCAGGGUGAACGGCGGCGGAAGGCAGCUUGUGUGCGGAAGAGCGAUCACCUCGAGGUUUCAGACCAGAGAUGUGAACAUUUACCUCGACCCGUCACUAUCACUGAGUCCUGCAACAACGACUGUGAAGUUAGGUGGCAUGUUGCCGGGAAGAGUGAAUGUUCAGCAAAGUGCGGUGCAGGUUACCGCAGCCUGGACAUACAGUGCAUGAAGUACAACCUGAUGAAGAGGCAAAGCGAAAGAGUGGAGGCCUCUGCCUGUGUCGACGUGGUCAAACCUGCAACUCGAGAGAGUUGCCAUGGCGAUUGUCUUCUCAAGAGCUGGCAAUACAGUUCAUGGUCACAGUGCUCCAAGACGUGUGGACGAGGGAGUCGAAAUCGAGAGUCGUACUGCAUGAACAAUCUUGGCCGGCGACUGGUAGACAGUGAGUGUAGUGAAUACCAGAGAGUGGUCAUGGAAGCCUGCAAUGACCAGCCGUGUCCUAAGUGGACUGUCAGCGAGUGGAGUGAGUGCCAGGUCACUUGUGGUAAAGGGAAGAAGCACAGGCAGGUUUCGUGCAUUGGUGCGGCCCGGGAAGAAAAGCUGAGUGAGCAUUUGUGCGACUCGUCAAGCAAGCCUCCCUCAGUCGGGACCUGUGAGCUGCCUGAAUGCGCAUCCUGGCAGGUUGGCGCGUGGGGAGCGUGUGCAGUCACCUGUGGCCAUGGCUACCAGAUGCGGGCAGUGAGGUGUGUAUCAGGGGACUAUGGAAACACAGUGGAUGACAGAGAGUGCAACGCCGCCGCCAGGCCUAGAGACAGUCAGGACUGUGAAAUGCCAGCGUGCCCAUGGGCCUCUCCGGUUCAAAGCACACCUCCACCUGACAACUCUGCUCAGCUCCGGACUCAGUGGAGAUAUGGCUCAUGGACAGCAUGCUCUGCAACAUGUGGAAAAGGGAAGCGGGCGCGCUAUGUCAGCUGCAGAGAUGCCCAGGGGGGCGUGGCCGACGAUUCCUAUUGCGUCCACCUGCCCCGACCACCGGAGACCUCUGCCUGCUUCAGCCCCUGUGGCCAAUGGCGUGCCGGGGAGUGGUCUCCCUGUUCCGUGACAUGUGGUGCCGGAAGGUCCACCCGACAGAUCUUAUGCUCCAACUAUCACCUGCCCGUGGAUGAGUCCUUCUGCGACCCAGACGAGAAGCCUGCGAUGGAGCAGGAGUGCACUGCUGUGGCCUGUUCCUCGAUCCGCCAGCGCAUCAAUGACCAGCCGUACGGAUACCCCAAGGACCCGAGGAGCCAUCCAGGCCACAACAGCUGGAAUGUGCCGUCAACGGACAACCAGUGGAGGACUGGACCGUGGGGCGCAUGUUCCAGCACCUGCGCGGGGGGCUUCCAGAGGCGAGUGGUGGUCUGCCAGGACGGCGAUGGUCGCAGCAACAGCUACUGUGACGAAAGGGUCAAACCGGCGGAGUCCAAAAGCUGCAACUCAGGGCCCUGCCCGCUGUGGAACUACGGCGUCUGGGGAGAGUGCACUCAGAGUUGCGGAGGUGGACGGCGAACCCGUCUGGUGGUUUGCCAGAGACCCAGCGGCGAGCGGCUCAAUGACUACAACUGUGACAUCCUGGACAAGCCGCUGGACAUGGAGCAAUGCAACCUGCAGCCUUGCGUGGGCUCCGCCUCCUGGCACCGCAGACCAUGGAAGCCGUGUUCUGUGUCCUGUGGGCGGGGCAUCAAGCAGCGGGAGAUCACCUGUGUGGAUCAGAACCAAACCAAAAUAGAAGAGGAACACUGCGCUCCCCUUCCUCGUCCCCGGGCCGAGAAAGCCUGUCGGGCCCGCGGUUGCCCCACGUGGAAAGCCAACAGGUGGAGCAAGUGUUCCGUCACAUGCGGAAUGGGAAUCCAGAGCCGAGGCGUUUACUGCAGGCUCAAAGGCAGCGGAAAGGUCAGAGAAGAUCUAUGUGAUGCUCCAUCACGGCCUGCCGUUAUCCAGGGGUGCCAAGCUGCAGAAUGCACCCAUUACACUUGGGUUGCCGCUCCGUGGAAAGAAUGUAAUGCCACCUGUGGAGGCGGUGUGAGGAGCAGGAAGGUGGACUGCGUGGGUCCGAGGAUGACCCCGGCGCAGGUGGAUUACUGCGAACCGGCGUCCCGACCGGCGUCACGUCAGCCGUGCGAAGCCGUGCCGUGCCGCCACGUGUGGACUACGGGGGAGUGGUCGCAGUGCUCCUCUAGCUGCGGCAUUGGCUACCAGCAGCGUGCCGUCUCCUGCUCGACGACACCUUCCUCUCAGGCUACAAAUCCUUACGCCACUGGGUCAGCCGCCACAGGUAACCAUUGCCCGGAACCCAGGCCUCUGAGCACUAGGCCGUGCCUCAUCAAAGACUGCCCGCAGGCCUCCUACUGGAAAGUUGGCCCUUGGCGCAAGUGCUCUCAGACGUGCGGGGCAGGGGUGAUGGAGCGCAGUGUGGAGUGUGUGACCGCAAAAGGAGCAGCGUCUAAGCAGUGCCGUCCUUCAGAAAGACCAGAGUCUCAAGCUGCGUGUCAAGAGGGCGAAUGCCAGUUGUUCACUUCCUGCCGUGAGGUCCAGAUACGACAGAGUGUCAGAAUGGACGGGGAAUAUUAUCUCAAAGUCAAGUCCCGCAUCCUACAGAUUUACUGCGCAGAAAUGCAAACUGAUUUCCCUAAGGAAUAUGUGACACUUCGCAGUGGCCAGACGGACAAUUACUCGGAAGUGUACGGCUACAGGCUCCUAAACCCCUUCGAAUGCCCCUACAAUGGUAGCAGAAGACAGGACUGCAACUGCAGGAAUGACUACACCGCGGCGGGGUACACCCUCUUCCACAAGGUCCGCCUGGACCUGACCAACCUAAGGAUAUUGCUUACCGACCUGCGCUUUUCCCAAACUCCUGUUGGUCGACCUGUGCCUUUUGCUACAGCAGGGGACUGUUACAGUGCCGCAAAGUGUCCACAGGGCCAGUUCAGCAUCAAUCUAAUUGGCACUGGGUUCAGAGUUGCUGAGGCCACCAAAUGGUCAUCUCAGGGCAACUAUGUUUCUGUCAAGGUACACAGGUCCGAGGACGGGACGAGAAUCUACGGCCGCUGUGGCGGUUUCUGCGGGAAAUGCAUUCCGCAGGCACACAGCGGCCUCCUUCUUCAAGUCCAUUGA
Molecule: messenger RNA, 5700 nt
Organism: Nerophis lumbriciformis (worm pipefish)
Lineage: Eukaryota; Metazoa; Chordata; Actinopteri; Syngnathiformes; Syngnathidae
Source: RefSeq, a predicted model, not a curated record